Molecule: messenger RNA, 609 nt
Organism: Linum trigynum
Lineage: Eukaryota; Viridiplantae; Streptophyta; Magnoliopsida; Malpighiales; Linaceae
Source: the annotation of a GenBank genome assembly
AUGUGUGUCACGUCCCAGCAAGAGCUGACCCAAAUGUCUCAUUUAAUGCAGGUACUGGCAGAAGACUCUGAGGAGGAUUGGUCCCCAAAGUUUCAAGGCAUGUAUGCUCCUGUGGACCCUUCUCCUACCCGUACUCAGUCACCGCUUGAACACCCGCUAGUCGAGUUCAGGAUAGAUGAUCAGGCCCUGACCGAUUCUGAGGCUACUCUGUCCGCUAGUGAUGCUGCCAGUCCGGGGGCGAGGGUGGAGAAACACACUUUUGAGCUACGAAGACGCGGCGGCCAUGUUCUCCAGGUGGUUGAUGCACUUGAAGCAGUUUGGUUGGACAAGGAAGAAAGAGUUGUUGUUGUCCUGGGUAGGGCUCAGAAACAAAGGAAUUUGGUGCCUCCUGGAUCGCCGAAUGGGGAUGAUGCCACUAUGAUUUUGAAGCUCAAUGAAUAUGGCACUAAUAUGCUUGAUGCAAAUCCGGAUGGUAAAAAACGUGCUUUACAUGAGAUUGGUGGGGCUAUUGAUGAUAGCCCUUCUCCCAAGAGACAGUUUGUGGAAGUGGUUGACGAUGCUGAGAAGGUGGAGGAAGCCAGCCUUGAGUGGCCCCACGCGAAUAAAUGA